AUGGCUACUGUACAAACGCCUCCUGAGCUGAAUCUACAAUCGCCAUUGCAAGGCAAUCAAAACUCUUCAGACUUGGACCUAGUAGCGCUAACAAUGGCAGCUCUACGCUUUGUAAACCCUUGGACCGUCGAAGCCAAAACAAAUCAAUGGCAGACUCGCAUUGAACCUGGAACUGCAGAAGCUAAGGAUCGGAUCUUGUCCUUAGCCGAGGUCUCCCAACAUGACACCCCUCGUGAUUGCUGGGUCGUUAUAUACGACCGCGUAUACGACAUUACCACAUUCCUUGAUGAGCACCCCGGGGGCGCAGAUAUAAUGCUGGAAUAUGCGGGAAGAGACGCAAGUACCGCUUACAGAAGUUCUGGUCAUUCAAAGAUGGCUGCAAAGGCUCUCGACCGAUUCUUGAUUGGAGAGCUACCUAUGCACGAGCGAAUGUACCGUCGCCCAGGCGGAAUACGCCUAAGCGAUAUACCUGAAUAA
This is a messenger RNA of Parnassius mnemosyne (clouded apollo), 477 nucleotides long. The record is from the annotation of a GenBank genome assembly. NCBI's taxonomy places the organism in Eukaryota, Metazoa, Arthropoda, Insecta, Lepidoptera, Papilionidae.